GUACAGUUAGCUACACUGAGAGAUUGUAUGGAAUUGCAGACGAGAUUGUUGUGAAGGAAUAGAGAGAAUCUUCCCCAAAUUCUAGGGUUCUCUGCUUUCUAAUUGGCUUUCUUUUUCUUCUCCUCUAGCUCGAACCUUGGAAAUUUGAGGCAUGCAGCCAAAUGUUGAAUCUGAAAACCGAAUACCUGCUGAUCAUCAUACCAUUCCACCACCCACUGUUUCUUCGGAACCUUGGUGGCGCACAGUUGGGUAUAACCCCACCUCCCCAACUGUGACAGGGAGAAAUGUUUCCAAUUCAUCUUCUUUUGAGCGCCAAAAAAGUCAUUCAGAAUCCAGUGAAUAUAAAUCUGUUUCUGAUGAUGGAUCAAAUGAGGAUGAUGAUAACACGAAAGAGUCACAAAUGACAUCUCAGUCAGAUGGAAAUAAAAACCAGGAUUUGCAUCUUGGUUCGUCCUCUGUUCCUACAGUGCAUGAUGACGGCGUUGCUCAGCCACCACAGCUUGAACUUAUUGGUCACUCUAUCGCUUGUGCCUCAAAUCCUUACCAGGAUCCAUAUUAUGCAGGAAUGAUGGCGGCUUAUGGACAUCAGCCCUUGGGUUAUCCUCCUUUUGUUGGAAUGCCACAUGCUAGAAUGCCAUUACCUCUUGAGAUGGCACAGGAGCCUGUAUAUGUCAAUGCUAAACAAUACCAAGGGAUUCUACGGCGAAGACAGGCACGUGCAAAAGCAGAACUUGAAAAGAAGCUAAUCAAAGUCAGAAAGCCAUAUCUGCAUGAAUCACGACAUCAACAUGCUAUGAGAAGGGUAAGAGGUACUGGAGGACGUUUUGCAAAGAAGACAACUGGUGAUACAUCAAAGACGACUGGCCAAGAAAAGGCAUCACAUUCAUCACAGUCUACCAGUUCAUCGGGCUCGGAACCCUUACCCUCAGAUUCUGCAGAAACAUGGAACUCUUCCUCUAGUCAACAGGAAGCUGGUCGACCUAAAGGCCAUGAUGCAUAUGCCACUAACAAUUUAGUAAAUGGUAGUGUAUGCUAUCAGACUCAUGGUGGCUUGCAGGCAUCAUUGUAUCGUUCGUAUUCAGGGAAAAGAUCCGAUGAAGGAGACUGCACAGGCCAGCAAAGGGGAAGUAUAUCUUCAAAUCAGGGUUCACAGAGGCGUCUUGCCAUCCAGUGAAACCAUGGGAGGUGGAUGCCGGGUUGAGACUCCGACUCCUUUGAGAUUAGGCGUGAUGCCCCCCACCCCAAUCUGUUGACGAGGCAAUUCAUUCUUGGCUUCUUUUUUUUCUUGUGACGUGGAUAAAAAUGGAAGUCUGUGAAGUGGUUUGUUGCUUCACUAUAUUCCCAUUUUUACCGAGUGUACAGAUCAGUUUUCAGUAUAUUUAAGUACAUAUCAGAGACGAGAAGUCUAUAGUAAUAGUGUCCCAGGCUAAUGGUUCAUCUUGUGUAAUAUGUUUGCCGCACUUGUUUUCUGACAGGAGAAGGUCUGAAUUUGAACUCUCAAGUCUCAAUGUUCCUUGUUCA
Molecule: messenger RNA, 1521 nt
Organism: Argentina anserina (silverweed cinquefoil)
Lineage: Eukaryota; Viridiplantae; Streptophyta; Magnoliopsida; Rosales; Rosaceae
Product: nuclear transcription factor Y subunit A-1
Exons: 6
Coding region: 152-1174 (340 amino acids)
Biological process (GO): regulation of transcription by RNA polymerase II
Cellular component (GO): CCAAT-binding factor complex
Molecular function (GO): DNA binding; DNA-binding transcription factor activity, RNA polymerase II-specific
Source: RefSeq, a predicted model, not a curated record